Molecule: messenger RNA, 1765 nt
Organism: Athene cunicularia (burrowing owl)
Lineage: Eukaryota; Metazoa; Chordata; Aves; Strigiformes; Strigidae
Gene: LRRC14
Product: leucine rich repeat containing 14
Exons: 3
Cellular component (GO): cytoplasm
Source: RefSeq, a predicted model, not a curated record
GCCCGCUGCGCCCUCGACCUUCUCCCCGCCGAGCUCUACCCCGUCCUUUUCCAAGCUGCAUUCCUGGACAGACGGACGCUGGCGCUGCAGGACCUGGUGGCGACGUGGCCCUUCCCCAUCCUCAGUUUCCAGCAGCUUCUGGGCCACCAUGACCAGCGGCACAGUAGCCAUCACCCAUCCCUCAGGGGAAGACCCAACAAACUGUGCAUCCAGGCCGUCAUCAUGGCCGUCGUGGCCCAUCUCCGCCAGGCGCUGGAGGAGCCCUGUCAUGGCACCAGCAAGAGAGAGUGCCGGCUGCGGGUGUUGGACAUGACAGGUGUCCAGGACUUGGACACCGACUGCGGCCCGAACAGGAUGAGCCUGUGGUCCAGCACGGUGGUGUUAGCCAAAGCCUGCAUCGAGGUCUCCAAACACAAAAAUGAGUGUCAGAAACACGGCUCCAAGCGCCAGAAAGGUUCUUCCGGUGCCUCGGCGACCCCGCAACCCUUCAGCAUGGAGAUCCGCGCCGAUCUUUUUGUCAAUGGCACGUCUUUCGGCGUCUUGCGGGACGCCCUGCAGACUGCCACCGGUCCCCUGCGCCUCAGGUGCCGGGAUUUCCACACCGAGGAGCUCUCCAUCACCGGCAUUAUGAGUUUGUUGGAGUCCCUGGACCCCGUCGGCGUGCGGCGGGUGGAUCUGCGCUUUAACAACCUGGGCCCGUCCGGUCUCUGCGCCGUUUUGCCGCACAUCACCAGAUUUACCAAACUCCUCAGCCUCAACCUAUCCUACAGCAAUGUCGACGUGCGGCGACUCACUCUGAGAACGGACACCGGCCUCCGGCAACUCGCCGCGCAGUUGGGGAGGUUUCCCUGCCUCAAGGAACUCAACUUCAGUUCCUCCAGGCUUUCGGGAAACCUGAGGCAACUUCUCGGCGACAUGCAGGCUCCCCUGGAAAGCCUGGAGCUGGCGUUUUGUUACCUCCUUCCCGGUGACCUCGCUUUCCUUUGCCAAAGCAUCCACGCUCCGGCGCUGAGGAGACUGGACUUGAGCGGUCACAAUUUCACCGGGAGCCUUCUCCAAUCCCUCUGCCAGCUCCUGGAGGAAAUUUCCGCCUCCCUCCUCCACCUGGAUCUCAUGGAAUGUCACCUGACGGACGCCCAGCUGGCGGAUCUGCUGCCGGUGCUCUGCCGCUGCUCCCGCCUCCGUUGUUUGGGGCUUUUCGGCAACCCCCUCUCUACAUCAGGACUUAAAACCUUGGCACGGAAAACCGUGGUUCUCCCAGAUUUACACCUCGUUGUUUACCCGUACCCCGUGGACUGCUACAGCCAGGACCCCUCCCGCUUGGCCCCCGCUUUUGACCAUCUCUCCGAGGACACGGUGGACAAGAACCGGUUUGCCGCGGUCAGCACCGAGCUGACCCAGAUGCUGGCGAGCUCCGGCAGAGCCGAUGCCGUCUGGACCACCAGCCUCUGCUGUCACGGUGCCCUCGACUACUUCACCUUGUAGCUCAGAGCCCUCACCCCAGCCAAGCGCCGCGGCCUCACCGCCAUCCCCCGACCCCUCCUUCCUCCCCAAAUUCGGCGCUUUCUCCUCACCCCAGUGCUUUUCCGCUACCUUCUCUCUUUUGUUGUCACCGUAACGCCACGGGGGGACCCAGUGCCACCGAUAACACCCACCAGUGCAGGGCAGAUCAGCGUCCAGCUGAUUAAUUAAUGCCAGGAGACCAGUUAAUAAAUUGCUGCCGCUUGGCCGGCGUUGAGGUUACGGCAGCAGCCGUAACCGCGGC